AUUACAAUAAGCUUUUAUUAGGCCCAAUGUAGCCCAUUGUUCUCUCAGCUACUCACCUGGUUCUGUUCUUUCUAUCUCCCUUUCUCUCUCUCUCUCAUUCUCUUGUUCCGUUUGUACUCAGUGGAGAAGAAGAUCCAAAUCGAUCCGUUGAAAAGGGAUUUCGAAUUUGUGAGCUAUGUCGAGUGCGGUGGACGCGACAGGGAACCCGAUCCCUACUUCUGCGGUGUUGACGGCGUCGGCGAAGCAUAUAGGUAUGAGAUGUAUGCCGGAGAACGUCGCGUUCCUCAAAUGCAAGAAGAAUGAUCCAAACCCCGAGAAAUGCCUCGACAAGGGUCGUGACGUCACUCGCUGCGUGCUUGGCUUGCUGAAGGAUCUUCACCAGAAGUGCCAAAAGGAGAUGGAUGAUUAUGUUGGGUGUAUGUAUUACUACACGAACGAGUUUGAUCUGUGUAGGAAAGAGCAGGAAGCCUUCGAGAAAGUGUGUCCCUUGAAAUGAUGAGAAUCGCAAGUUAUUUGUUAAGCUGUAUCUCCUAAUAAAAGCAAAUUGUUCAUUUUUGAAUGAGCUUUUACUCUCUUUUUCGUUGUCAUCCCAUUUUUUCCCCUCUGAAAUGCUUUUGUAGCGAUUUCUCAAAGACAACCAAAAUGACUCAGUUUUUGUUGUUUCAUCUUCUUUAAUCAGGCACAGAAUGGAUUUCCCGAGGAAUAAUCUGUUUUAUCUUUUAUCAUAAUUGACAGUUGACACUAACUAAGUGUUUAUAAGACCUGAACGGGAAAGAUGCGAACAACUCUCGACUGCGGAUGAUUCUUGCCCAUGACUUGAUUACUAGAAGCAACCUAGCUACGGUUUUCACAGGCAAUCUCCCAAUGAUCUCCAUCGCUUUGUCCACAGGGAUUUCAUCAAAGCUAUAGUUGUUUCUCCCGUCCGUGUC
Molecule: messenger RNA, 929 nt
Organism: Thlaspi arvense
Lineage: Eukaryota; Viridiplantae; Streptophyta; Magnoliopsida; Brassicales; Brassicaceae
Source: the annotation of a GenBank genome assembly